UUACCCAUUUUCCAUUUUUGACAUUCUAUCUAUUCGGAUCUAUAUGCUUACAUCUGUACAAUUGUUAUGGAAUAGUUUUCCGGUAUUUGUUGUGUAGUCUAAAUAAAUAUAAUUCAUCAUGAAUUGUGUUUUAAAAAUGCGAUUGUUACAAUUUGCGAAAACGAUUAAUAUACGGAACCUGUAUCAUGGGCAAAAUGUUACUCUUUUAAAGCCUCAACAAUGUCCAAAUUUUGUUAUUGCACAGAGAGGACAGAGUACAAAAUAUAACCUGAAAUACAAAGAAAGAAAGUCGUUCAAAUCACGAGAUGAACACGAAACCGGUGCUUUUGGAUAUUUUCUUUUGAGCAUACCAAUUACCUCGUUUUGUCUCGGCACAUGGCAAAUUCAAAGACAUUGGUGGAAGCUCUCCUUAAUUAACGACUUGAAUAAAAGGACUUCGUCAACUCCUGUAUAUUUGCCUGAAGACUUAUCCGAACUUGAAUCUAUGGAAUAUCAUCCAGUCAAAGUACGAGGACGAUUUUUACAUGACAGAGAAUUUACCAUCGGGCCUAGAAGUUUGAUUAUCAAAGGAGCUGGAGCUUCAGAAGGUGCCGGAGGAGUAUUGACACCUGGUAGAUCUAACUCCGGAUAUUGUGUUGUCACACCCUUCGAGGUUGAAGGAAGAGAUUUGACAAUUUUGGUGAAUCGAGGAUGGGUCCCACUUCGCUACAAAAAAGAUCCUAGAGAGGCUCGGACACAAACAAACGAUGUGAUCGAGAUCACUGGAAUUGUUCGACUCAACGAACAUAGACCAGUUUUUACUCCAAAAAAUUCACCAAAAAAACAGAGUUGGCUUUACAGGGAUUUGGAUGCAAUGGCAGAAUAUGCAGGAACGUCUCCGGUGUACAUAGAAUUGGUGGCCAAAGAAACGGUACCGGGAGGUCCGAUAGCCGGACAAACACGAGUGAACCUCAGAAACGAGCAUUUGAGUUAUAUUUUUACAUGGUAUUGCCUCGCCGCGAUAACCGGUUGGUUAUGGCAUAGGCAGUUUGUACGGAAAUUGCCACUCGUUUAACGAGUCCUCCAGAAUCUUCAAUCACUAAUAGCUAUAGAAUAUUAACUGGGUGAUUCGUAAUUUUCUGUUAUUUAAAAAUACAUGUAAUAUCGAAAGGGAGUUUCUCGUUAUUUCGUCAUAUCCACGAAAGAUGCAAGAUAAUUUUCAUUGCUUUUUGUAGUUCUUGUCAAGUUUCUCCUUGUCAAAACUCGCUCAUAAGCAAAUAAACAUCUAUGAGUUCUGAACCAAAAGUUGAGAAAAAAAAACAAAAUGCUCAUCGGUUCGAUGACAUUUUAGAGAACUUUUCUGCAAAAAAAAUUUUUCUAGGAAAUAAACAAUUUGAGACGAGUUGAACGAAAAUAUACUUUUUAUAGAACCAACAAGUGGUUAAUACAACGCAGUUAAGUGCUAAAUUCGGUCACAAUCUUUCAAGUCCGACGAAAAGAAAUAAUUUCUUCGAUGAUUAUUGAAAAAACGUUUCACAAUGAGAAUCGUUAACAAUCGUUGCUCCAAUCCCGUGUACUCGAACGAUCGAAAAUUCACGCCAGACACGAAAAUCCUCUUAUUAAUACUUACGUAAUAUAAUUUAUUACAAUAAAAUGUCAAACUACACAGAAUACUUUUUUAAUGAAAAUAAUAUUCGUAUGUCUGUCUUUCGUUUAUUUUCUCGAUGUAAAUGACGUGUGGAUUUUUUUUAGCCUCAAAAUACAGAUUACAUCGUAAAACUUAUUUUUUACUUUCAUUAGUCGAGGCUUGCUCUGAAUUAAAAAAUUUUCUGUGCUUCCAACAUUGAUUUUUCUUUCCAUCGACCUUAUUUUUAUUUUCAUUCGACAUGAAUAAUUAUUCGAUAAAUAAUAACAACAAUAAUUCGAUCGUUCUUAAGCUCGUUGAAUUUAAUCAUCAAAUAAAUUCUCUCAAUAUUAUAUCCUUUAUGAAAUAAAUUUGUUCCUCGAUUCGUUCAUAAGUAUUUAUAUAUAUAUAUAUAUAUAUUUAUAUCACAUGAAUUACAGAUAUUUUGUGCUAACCACGUUUUAACGGUGACGUAUACGAAGAGACACUGUUCGAAUUUCAUGCCUUUAAAGUGAUUUAUUGAAAAAUAUAAGUUUCGUUUACCGAUAAAAACGAAACGUCUAUAAAAUUCUUCUUCACACGUUCUUAAAGAGCUUGUGAAAAUAUAUUCUCAUUUUUCGUUUCUCUACAAAUUAUAUUUUCCAGUUGAGGAAAAUACAUCGUACACAUACGAGUUUGAUUCACGAUAAAAUAUGUCCAGUAAAAUCCAAUGAUAGUAAAGAAUAUUGAAGAUAGAAGAGGAAAGGAAAAAUAUAAGAAAUCGAACAUCGACAAUAUCAAUGAACUCAAAAAUUUUCGAAUGUACUUCGUUAGUUGAUACAUUCUUUGUACCGAGUAUUAUCUCGAAAUGCAAAUAAUAUGUUGUGCAAUAUA
Venturia canescens is the source of this 2476-nucleotide messenger RNA. It is a transcript of the gene Surf1, whose product is annotated as surfeit locus protein 1. Gene Ontology annotation, cellular component: mitochondrion; membrane. The transcript is spliced from 5 exons. The record is from RefSeq and is a predicted model, not a curated record. Gene Ontology annotation, biological process: mitochondrial respiratory chain complex IV assembly. Bases 119 to 1054 code for a protein of 311 amino acids. Lineage: Eukaryota; Metazoa; Arthropoda; Insecta; Hymenoptera; Ichneumonidae.